UUGACAAGGUCAUCGAUAGGAAGAAGAAUGAGUGUGUACGAGCCAACUGUGAGCAGUUUAAAAGAAUAUGGGGUCCCGCGGAAGUGGAAUAUGGGGUCUCGGCGUCGAGACCAAGUGCUCGCCAUUUGCGGUGUCACAUUCGGUGUGUUGGCUCUCAUGUUUGUUGCCAUUGGUGCGACCCGGAACUGGUUCCAGCCCUCGACCAAAGGACCCUCAACUCCACUAGCAAGUUCCGCUGAUGCCCAAGUGGAAGUCCCAGCACAAGAUUCGUCAUUAACAUGGGGCUUUCCUGUAGAAAAAAGCGAUGCCCAGAUCCAGGGUGUGUUUAAAAUGUUUGACGAAAGCGACGUUGAGUCAAUUGAGAGUCGCGUGUCCGGUGUGGACAAAGUGCGGAGGAAGCGUGAAAGCAGCUCCGCGUUGAUCGCUUGCGGCGCUGCUUUGUUGUUCGUGUCGAUAGUUCUAGUUAUGUACGCAUUUCAUUCGCGAGGACACGACUUUUGUGGUGGAUUCCUGAGACGAGGGUCGAGAGUGAAGGACAAUCGAGUUGGUUCCAUAUCUUGGAAUGUCGACGCUAAGGCUUCCGAUAGAUUUGGGGAAUCACCGGUGUCCGUCACAGCCACCCGACUGACGAAUUCAGAAGCCACGAUCAACAUUUCGACAAGGGAUUCGAUUUUGCAGGAAGAAACGAGACGAAAUCGUUGCUACAUAACGUGUAGUGGAGAUUGGAGCAUAGUCUCAUUGAUUCUAAUUAUGAUACGAAGAACGUUAAUCCUUUUCGCGACUUUCUUGGUGAUCAUUACCGUAUCAGUGGCUGCUGAUGAAGCCGGUUUCCUGGAUGAGCCGAUUGUCGUCGCACUCAAUCUUGGCGAUGAGUCAAAUAUUGGCGAAGAGGAGCCACGAUCGCCUGAAGUUGAACUUGCGGUAGAAGAAAAUGCCGACUCUUCAUCGCAAGAAAGUGAAGACGAGCAGCCGCCAAACUUCUGGGAUUUCGCAGCUGAUCAGGCCCAAAAAUCCGAUAAUCCUGAUCCGGUCAUAAUCAAGGGACACCCUUUGGCUCGCCUUACUCCACUCCUGAGAACCAAUUCUGCUGAUGGUCACGAAGAUUGGCGGAAUCCAGGCAGGAAUGACAAAAAUGACAAAGAUAAAAAUUUAGUCGAUGAUAGCAAUCUGGUGCAUUUCAUUGAUGGAGAUGACACUGCAGCUGGAGAAUCGGUUGAAGAAGAAGACACAGAUACUGCUGAUGACGGUAUGAAAGUAGCAGAUCAAGAGCUCGCCAGGGUUCCGAUCCCAUCAGCUUUCCAGCGCCCGGAAUCCGCUUCGGACAUGUUCCACUGCGUGGAAAUUUCCAGUCUCUACUUCGAAGCUGUUGCCAAUCCCUCGUACGUGUACUUCUCCGACGAUCGCCGGAACCGGAUGGACUUUCUGAUCUACGAAAUGAGCAAGCAAGUGCCGACUUUCGACAUGAGUCGACACCUGGCCGUGCACUGGGUGUACACCAGUGACGACGGCGAAGAAUGCGAGAUGCCGGACCCGGCCUUCAGCGGGGAAUUCCUGGCCACGGAAGCCUUUGCGUGUAGCCAAGACAAGAAUUUCGAGAUCGUGACGCAUCCGGUGGCGAAUGAACGCGUGUUGAGCACAUCGCUGCAGCUGGACGACGAGGACCUGCUGAAUUUCCUGCCCGGGAAAUUCUCUCUGCGACUCUAUUUCAGGCAAAUAUUCUGA
Molecule: messenger RNA, 1722 nt
Organism: Notodromas monacha
Lineage: Eukaryota; Metazoa; Arthropoda; Ostracoda; Podocopida; Cyprididae
Source: the annotation of a GenBank genome assembly